This is a messenger RNA of Aspergillus caelatus, 411 nucleotides long. RefSeq lists its product as uncharacterized. The record is from RefSeq and is a predicted model, not a curated record. The transcript has a single exon. Bases 93 to 302 code for a protein of 69 amino acids. Lineage: Eukaryota; Fungi; Ascomycota; Eurotiomycetes; Eurotiales; Aspergillaceae.
UUUUUUUCAAAGACUUCCAAAGCCAUCUACACUUCCACUUUAUCUCUUUCCCAGUCCCAGAAGACAAACCAGAUACCGAUUCACCUUUGAAGAUGUACACCAACACUCCUACCCACAAGUUCCUCGUUCUCUCUCCCAUCUACUCCGGUCCCAUGAAUGACCAAGUUGAGAGCAAGGAGCCAACCCGUGAACGCUCCAGCAGCCAGUCUUCCACAACCUCCACCGGAUCACAGCUGAGGGGUGCCUUCUCCCCUCUCCCCGGUGGCUUCCUCUACCUGGGACACGAGCAAGAGAGAAACUAAACUCUGACGCCACAUAAGCUUGCGCACGCCAUCCCACUUCACCAAUCGCGCUGGACACGAUACAUCUGCAAGCGCCUCAGCCCAAAUCCACCCUGCACCGGACGAAGGG